AUGGCUCGUCAAUUUUUCGUCGGCGGCAACUUCAAGAUGAACGGGACUGUCCAGUCCGUCAAGAAGAUUGUCGACAACCUGAACGAGGCUACGCUAGACCCCAACACUGAGGUCGUCAUCGCCCCGCCUUCGCUGUACCUUUCGCUGGUGCGCGAGAAGCUUAGCGACAAGAUCGAGGUGGCAGCCCAGAAUGUCUACGACAAGCCGGACGGCGCGUUUACGGGUGAGAUCUCGGUGCACCAGCUGAUCGACUCCAACAUUACGUGGACCAUUUUGGGCCAUUCGGAGCGCCGCAGCCUGUUGGCCGAGUCGGACGCGGUCGUGACGUCCAAGACCAAGUACGCUAUCGCCAACGGCCUCAAGGUCAUCUGGUGCUGCGGCGAGUCGCUGGAGCAGCGCGAGAAGGGCGAGACCGUGGCUGUGGUGACGGGCCAGCUGGCGGCACUUAAGGCGAGCCUCGGCUCGGACGCGGCCGUGUGGAAGAACCUGGUGAUCGCAUACGAGCCCAUCUGGGCCAUCGGCACCGGCAAGGUGGCCACCACGGCACAGGCGCAGGAGGUCCACGUGGCCAUCCGCGGUUGGCUCAAGGAGAACGUCAGCGCCGAGGUCGCCGAGGCCACGCGCAUUCUGUAUGGCGGCAGCGUCAGCGAGAAGAACUGCAAGGACCUGGGCAAGCAGCCCGACAUCGACGGCUUCCUGGUCGGCGGUGCCAGCCUGAAGCCUGCCUUUGUUGAUAUUAUCAACAGCAACCUGUAG
Molecule: messenger RNA, 756 nt
Organism: Grosmannia clavigera kw1407
Lineage: Eukaryota; Fungi; Ascomycota; Sordariomycetes; Ophiostomatales; Ophiostomataceae
Product: triosephosphate isomerase
Exons: 4
Coding region: 1-756 (251 amino acids)
Biological process (GO): glycerol catabolic process; gluconeogenesis; glyceraldehyde-3-phosphate biosynthetic process
Cellular component (GO): cytosol
Molecular function (GO): triose-phosphate isomerase activity
Source: RefSeq, a predicted model, not a curated record